AGCCCGAUCUGCUCUCCCCCAGCACGGCUGUUUAAAGCGGACUGAUUUUGAAACGAGCAGCGUUGGCCAGCGACCGCACCAGCGACCCACCGAAACGGGAUUUUACGCCUUUAAUACUGUCUGGGAACAGGGUGCCGAGGAAUGUAUUCCGCUGACAGCGUGUCGGGAUUAGAUAUGUAGUAGUUUCACCCGUAUUCGCGGUGUUUUUGUCGCUUUUGUUGCGUUUUUAUUUGGUUGCUGGGGACCUCUCCUUGCUUCAACUCGGGAACUCUCCAUUGACAUUCCCUCUCUUUGGCAGCUCCUCUGUUUUGCCGCAGUAAGUCUGGAGUUUGUGGACGUUGGAGAGAUUUUACAAGCAGAGACGUUGACGGCACUAACGUUAGCCGUUGAUAGACGUAGCCUAUAAGUGUUUAAAGUCGCCUUGUUUUGGUUUGUUUUGCUGAGAUUGUUGUUCCCUGCUUUCCUGAAAAUGCAGUCGGGCAGGGGUUUAACGCUGUUUUACUGCCCGAAAACGCUGAGAUAACUAACUACGACGUUGGAAAGAGAGGGAGAAGUUCAGACGGACUGUUGAUAGCCAGUUAUUUAGCGAGGUCAGUGCAGUAAACUGGCCUGGCCACUGUUGGAAAAGUCAGAAAGACUUCCCUUUUAGUUGUUAGUUGAGCUGGUUGACUAACUAGUAUCAGCCCAAAGUAGUUUUGCGUAUGUGUACUGUUUGGCUGAAGUGCCCCUAAGUAGUGUGCUUGUGUUUACUGAGACCCGAGCACACGAGUCUGUUUCCCCACAGUGCGGAGGAAAUGGCAACCGCUCUCAGUGGCCGGGGUCUGGGUGGACGGGCGCCGAACCCGCGGAAAGGCCGGAUUUUGGGCCUCAUUGACGCCAUCCAGGACGUGGUGGGACCCCCGAAACAAGCCGCCGCGGACAGGAGGACGGUGGAGAAAACGUGGAAACUCAUGGAUAAAGUGGUGAGGUUGUGUCAGAACCCCAGACUACAGCUGAAAAACAGCCCUCCUUACAUCCUGGACAUCCUGCCGGACACCUACCAGCACCUGAGGAUGAUCCUGUGCAAGUAUGAGGAGAACCAGAAACUCGUGCAGCUCAGCGAGAACGAUUACUUUAAGGUCUACAUCGACAGCCUGAUGAAGAAAUCCAAAAGGGCUAUCCGCCUCUUUAAAGAGGGCAAGGAGAGGAUGUAUGAGGAGCAGUCGCAGGACAGGCGAAACCUCACCAAGCUCUCGCUCAUCUUCAGCCACAUGUUGGCCGAGAUCAAGGCCAUCUUCCCUGAAGGCCAGUUUCAGGGAGACACUUUCCGCAUCACCAAGGCCGACGCCGCCGAGUUCUGGAGGAGAUUUUUCAGCGAAAAGACGAUCGUGCCGUGGAAAGUGUUCCGUCAGUGCCUUCACGAAGUGCAUCCCAUCAGUUCAGGCCUGGAGGCCAUGGCCCUCAAGUCCACCAUCGACCUCACCUGCAACGACUACAUUUCCGUCUUCGAGUUUGACAUUUUCACACGCCUCUUCCAGCCAUGGGGAUCUAUUCUGAGGAACUGGAACUUCUUGGCAGUAACCCACCCAGGCUACAUGGCCUUCCUAACCUAUGACGAGGUGAAGGCACGACUGCAGAAGUACAUCAACAAACCGGGCAGUUACAUCUUUCGGCUGAGCUGCACGCGGCUGGGCCAGUGGGCCAUCGGCUACGUCACCAGUGAUGGAAACAUCCUGCAGACCAUCCCCCACAACAAACCGCUCUUCCAGGCGCUCAUUGAUGGCUGCCGAGAAGGAUUCUAUCUGUUCCCUGAUGGUCGCAGUUAUAACCCUGAUCUGACCGGCCUCUGUGAACCCACUCCUCACGACCACAUUAAAGUCACCCAGGAGCAAUACGAGUUGUACUGCGAGAUGGGCUCUACAUUUCAGCUGUGCAAAAUAUGCGCAGAGAACGACAAAGACGUGAAGAUUGAACCUUGCGGUCACCUCAUGUGCACCUCCUGUCUCACAGCCUGGCAGGAGUCAGAUGGCCAAGGCUGUCCCUUCUGCCGCUGUGAGAUUAAGGGCACGGAAAGGAUCAUUGUGGACCCUUUUGACCCGCGCAACGAAGGCAAAUGCUUCUUCCUGGACCUGGAUGAUGAUGAUGACCGAGAUGACUCGCUUGUUAUGAAUGGCCUGGCUAACAUCAGGAAGUGUACGGAGCUCCAGAACUCUCCAGUGAUGUCUCCCAGCUCUUCCCCUGUAAGCCAGCGCAGAAAAGCCACAGCGGACCACACGGGCAUUCAGCAUCUCAGCCUGCCGCCCGUGCCGCCCCGUCUCGACCUCAUCCAGAAGGGUGUGAUCCGUUCACCCGCUGCCAGCCCCACUGGCUCACCAAAGUCUUCGCCUGGGAUGGGCAGAAAACAGGACAAGCCCCUUCCUGCCCCUCCGCCUCCUCAGAGAGACCCCCCUCCUCCCCCUCCUCCCGAACGUCCUCCUCCCAUCCCUCCCGAAGGCCGAGCUGCCUGGAUAGCUGUGCCCUCCUCCGUGCUGCCCAGAGAUUCUGUGCUGCCCCCAGAGGCCUGGAGCCCCAAGGACAGCAGCCCACUGUCGGACAGCAGAGCCGGAGUGGAGCGCUCGCCUAAACUUGCCCACGGCGCCCCUACUCAUAUCAACGGGAGACCUCUCAGUUGCACUGUUGCUGAGUUAGCGGUCAGCCGGUCCGGCUACAGAUCAGACACACACACAGAAUGCAGUAAGCCCCUCUCCAACGGCCUCUUACUCUCCGAUGAAUACGACGUGCCUCCUCUGCGCCACUCCCCUCCCCCUCCCUCCCUCACGAGCAACAGCAACCAGAGGUUUCCUAACCCAUUCAGCAGCCCCUGUUUGGACCGGUCACGGCCGAUCACAGAGCAAGUGGAGGAUGAAUAUCAGAUCCCUUCGUCCCAUCCAGUCUGCAUCACACAGCCUCCCGUCUGCAUCUCCGUCCGCAUUCCUAACAGGGGUUUAGAGAACGGCUCUCCAGAUCUCUCCUCGGAAGGGAAGAAGCCGAAAGCUCCUGAGCACAGUGGGUUUGACUCGCUUUCGGGUGUGGCGCACACCACACAGUGUCCCCUCCACAACAACAGGACGCCAUCAGACUACGACAUUCUACUGCCACCUCAAGCUCCCACAGCCGAGGAUCUGUUUAACACACCCCCUCCUUCACAGCCCCCACCUCCUCCACCGGUUAGACACAGCUUUCCAGACGUCUCCUUGUCUCCGUCCUGCUCCAGAGCGGCUCGGCCUGCGUCCGGACACGACCACUUCCUCCUCAACCCAGAUGCAUUCCUGGACGCCCUGAAUAGCUCAGUCCCCCUGCCCCCUGUUCGAAGACAGACUGGGGAGAAUGUAAAAUCAGCAGUCAGAACUUCGCAAGAGUAUGACCAGCUGCCUCCUACAUCACUGGCUGGAGACUGCCUGCAGGCACCUGCGCGGCCGCCUAAGCCCUUCCCCAGGAAGACCCCUCCAGACAUCCAGCACAGGAGGCCCCCCGAGUCCUCCCACGAGAAUGUGGACGCAAAAAUCGCCAAGCUGAUGGGCGAAGGCUAUUCGUUCGACGACGUGAAGAGGGCCCUGAUGAUCGCCCAGAACAAGGUGGACGUGGCGCGGAACAUUUUGCGGGAGUUCGCCCUGGUGGCCCCGAGACUGAACCUGUAGCCCAACGCUCGCCGUCUCUCUGUCUGACUCUCUUGAGAAUGUGGGCCUCAGACGGGCACCUCGCAGGGCCACUCCAGCACCUGCCACGGGUCGGAACGAGGUCUAGGACAUAGGGAGCGCAAGACUGGAUGCAGGCCCAAGGAGGAGCGUUAACGUUUCCAAACAUGAAACCUGUGAAAAAAAAAAAAGCCUUGUGUUUACAGUGAUGUGCCGCGUGGUGGCUUAUUGCUACUGCAGCUGCUGCUGCUGUCCGCUGGGUCCCAGUCCAUUCACUUUCAACUCAUUCAAUUCACACUGUUCAAACCUAUACAGCAGUACAGCUUCUGUGAGAAAAGUCAUUUAGAGUGGUUUAAUAUGAAACACUUCAUUCUAGAGAAACUUACAAAAUCAGACUUGUUCACAGUGGUGGUGAUAGGAACCAGAUGUCUGUAGUGUUUAAUGCAGUACCGACCCGAGUACCGAGUAUCUUAUCCCUGAAGGACUGGAGUGGUUGCAGGUUUUCAUUCAAAACAAGCAGGACCACUCCUGAUGCCACUUGUUUAAUCAGCUGGUUUCAGACUGGUUUCAGUCUUCAGACAACUAGAUGGGAGCUCCAGCUUUGUUAAAAUAAAAUCUCCAAAAUCUCCCUUACAGAAAGUUAUUACAUGAAAUGGUUCUGAAUACACUGCCUGAUGCCUGAGACGUUGUUUUAUUAUAUUUUUGAAAUCAGUUUUAGCCCAAAACAAAUUUAAAUAUACCCCCCCCCCCCAAAAAAAAACUUCCUACCACUAGUUUACCACUAUCAGUCAUACAUAUACAGUAAACCAAACCACUCUGAACGACUUUGUUUGCCUCUCACUGAUUAAAUUGAGCAGAAAGGAGUGAAAAUCACACUUUAGAUGAGGAGCAUUGCUGAGCUCCGCAGUGCUGAUACCCUCCAGGACUCGAGUCUGACACCCCUGCGCUAGCGCACCUGGUGUGUUAGAUUUGGGCAAACACCAAAAUAGCUUAGGACCACUGCUCUACAGCAGAGGUCAUCAAUUCUGCUUCUGGGGGGCCAGUGUCCAGCACAGUUUGGUGAAAUUCUCUGCUCUAAGGCAUCAACUGAACCCGAUAAUUAACUGAUGAGUUGAAUCAGGGUGCGCUUGAGGAGGGAAGUCAACACACUGUGCUGGACCAGAACAGAUGACCCCCUGCCCUACAAAGUGCUGGGUGUAUUCAAGUAGAGCUUAAAUUGGCUGAAUUGAAACGGAAAUGGAAUCGAACCCCACCCAAGACUGUUGGUGUUGCCAGCGUGUUGCAGGCUGCUCUCGCCUCUCCUGCCACCUCUGCUGUUGCUGCUGCAAGCCUUACCCUAAUAUCCAUAAACACACACACGCAGACACUUUCGUGCAUUUUCAGUUCCGUCUCGGUCUGAUCUUUGUGUUUUAUUACCAGUCCACUGUUUUCUUUGCCUUUACUCCCCCCCCCCCCUUCAAAUGACGCUCUGCGAAAAAGACAAACUCUACCGGCUAGAAGAGUAGAGUGCAUUCUUUUACAGUGACCCGUUUCACCUCUCCUUUCGCAGCUUAAAAGGAAGGCAGUCUUUUUGCAGUGCUGUAAUCAGGCUCUGUCCACUCUGCAAGGCUCUGAAUGACCACAGCUUACACUCCGCAGUCAGGCUCUGUAAUAGUCAACUGCUAAAUUCCCAUCCAGCUUAAGAAAGAGGACAGGAUUGUGCUUUCAGCUAUGCCAGAGGAAUUGCCUCCCAGCCACCCUCCUCUCACAGAUUUGCCCAGAUAGAGGAAGCCCCCCCCCCCCCCACUAAGGUCUGUUCAAUUUGGGUUACGUUUGAUCCUGAAAGUGCUUAUGAUCUACUUCACAAGCUCAAAUGGCAGUUGCAGAUGGAAAUCAUAUCAUAUAGUUUUCAUAUUUCCGUAGAGGCCUCGUUUCUCAGAACACUGUUUCGUUUAACAGUCAGCAGCUCUGUAAUUGUGGUGUUGUGUGCCAGUCUCCUUUUUUUUCUAUAUUUAUUUAAUUAUUUUUGUGGUUCCUCAGCAUCUUUUGGUCAGCUUGUCCUGGGCUCCUCGGAAGGGGUUGUCUUCGUAGUCCAGAGUGGCCAAAGGACAGUCCAGUGCAGCAGAACUUAUAUAGUGUAGUACUAUAGGUAUAGUAGCUCCUACUAACUCAGUAACAUCAGUGCCAGGUUAGAUUUGCCAAACAUUACAAUGAAGCGUGGUGAACAUGUUCACACUGUAAAGGAGUGAUCCAGCCCGGUCCCUAAAUGCUGCAUCUCUGCGUACGAUGGAUUAGCACAAGUGUUCAUGUUGGUGUGUUUCACUGUCCAGUAAAACAACAGAAAACAAAACCUUUGUUUGGUAAAACAAUAAGCAGCAACAACUUCCCAUUGGCCUCUAUUACAAAGGUCUGUCUCCAUUUUCAGUGGGAAACCGCGUCACGAAGGUUUCAGGGCUUAAAAAGAUGCUUAAAAUAUUAGCAGUUAAUAAUAUGUACAUUUACACAGUGACCUAAGAUGAAAUAAAACAUUUUCAUUAUGAUUCUCAGAUUUUUCUUAUCUUUCAUAGCCGCUCUGCAUCUGUAAAACAGCUCCUCACAAAACCCGUUUUCAGCCUUUGAGAAACCAUUUUUAACAUAAAUCAAUAUUUUUACGAGGUUUCAUUUAGGAAUUUGUAUACAACAGAUUUAUGUUUACUUUUUAUAUAAUUAACGUUAGACUACAUUUAAAAAAAUAUGUGUAUUAUUUGAAAAAAAAUCAUGUCACAGAGAGUUUGGUCACUGGUGUUAUCAGGACUCUUAUUUUGCAGUAUUUUCAGCUCUAUUAAUCUGCUGCUUUGUGUCGGGGCUCAUCAGAGCAGAAGCAUCUCAAGGCCUGAGAAGGCGAGUCACUAUAUUUCAUUAAUUUAUUAAUAAUUUUGUUUAUCAGGCAGCGCUGGUGUUACAUGCGUUAAUGGCUGGGUAGUUGAGAUUUUGUUAAAAUGAUGCCAAAUGCCAUUUUUAUUACUGAUUUUAAACGUAAAGGUCACCUGAUGGCCAGCGAAUCAGACCAUUUACAGAAUCCUCAGUUUUAACCAGAAGGUCACUGGAGUUACACCAUGUUCAUACAACACCACUGACUGUAAGGUAUGCUUGGAAUUAAGCACAUAUGAUAAGGAGAUGUUAGUGGACAUGUUAAGAUUAUUUCGUUUUGGGAUGAAAGAAAAUGGACUUUUUAAAAACGUAUCCACCUGAAUUCCCACUGCAAAUGGCGAAUGAGCCGCGAGCUUGGUUCGACUCGGCUGGUUUUCUGUUCAUUUUUAAGGACGAGGAAAGUGUUUCCUGUAAUUGUUCGUGUGAUACUGAUGUGGCGGAUUUGAGAGGUUUCCCUUUAAACAUCUUACAGAUCUUCCAGCAGGUCAGAGCAGUGAUUCCUUAUUAGACCUUUAGGUCAGCACACGCCAGUGUGAACGGAUGCUUCAGUUCAAGCCUGCCUUUUCUCUCCAGUUGCCAAAUGAAGGGUGUCUGAAUGUAUUCAUUCUGGCUGAACUUGACAGGGAACACAAAUUAGCUGUCCAGAGGAAGGAGCUUCAACAAAUUAGUCUCCUGGCUUUUGAAUCUAGUCUAUAGCAAAGAAUCUCCCACAGCAAAGGCCCUAACAUUAAUGAGGAGCGGUCAGAUAUGAGUGACCAAUGAAUUGAGCUAGCCUCUUCCCUCAAAUACAGAAAGAUCAUCAUCGGCCUUCCCUCAGUAGUUGAGGAGCUCUAAAUGCCCUCCUCCUCCUUUUGAUUUUCCACCUGCGGCUCCGUUCCCGGCCGUCUUUACUCAGAACCAGGAGGUUGUAGCAGAUCAAAUAGCUGCUACGUUCAGGUCCACGUUGAAAGGCACAUAUUGGAUGAUUAAAAACAUGAUUAAAUCCCUGCAGCCGUCCCACGUUCUGUCAGAGAAACGAGUGCACAGCGACUACAGAGUGACUCUCAGCUUCACCGGGUGGUUCUUUCACAGCCUUGUGAGCGUCAAUUCCAGAUGAGAGCUUUGAUCCUUCCCCGUUUACGAUUCCUCAUCAGGCCACGCCUGGUUCGUACUCUCUCACUUGAAGCUUCAUUUUGCACUGGUCACUCACCUGCGCCCCGUUUCUCCCAACUCCUAACUCUCCAGCAGAGUGGACACCUCUGUCUGACCCAACGGAAAGAAAAGUGGCCUUUGAUGGGUUUGAAGAGGGUGGGAUGAUUUCUGUUUUGUUUUUUUUUUCGUUUUACUUUCUUCCUCCCUCUUCUUUUUUAUGAGAUUUUGUUCAUUUUUAGUGGAAAAUGCCUUGUGGAUCAUGUAAUGUGUGCAAUUAAUUUAUACUUUGUUUUAAAAAAUCCUGAGAUUAUUUUCUUUGUUCAGUAAUGAUGGUAACUUGUGAUCUGUUCUUGUGAAAAUGUUUUAUAAAAGCCAGUAUUAACAUCGC
Molecule: messenger RNA, 8061 nt
Organism: Pygocentrus nattereri (red-bellied piranha)
Lineage: Eukaryota; Metazoa; Chordata; Actinopteri; Characiformes; Serrasalmidae
Gene: cblb
Product: Cbl proto-oncogene B, E3 ubiquitin protein ligase
Exons: 18
Coding region: 795-3656 (953 amino acids)
Biological process (GO): negative regulation of epidermal growth factor-activated receptor activity; cell surface receptor signaling pathway
Cellular component (GO): plasma membrane; membrane raft
Molecular function (GO): phosphotyrosine residue binding; ubiquitin protein ligase activity; calcium ion binding
Source: RefSeq, a predicted model, not a curated record